Molecule: messenger RNA, 2013 nt
Organism: Pezoporus occidentalis (night parrot)
Lineage: Eukaryota; Metazoa; Chordata; Aves; Psittaciformes; Psittacidae
Exons: 2
Coding region: 152-877 (241 amino acids)
Source: RefSeq, a predicted model, not a curated record
GACGGAUGCUGGGUAAGAGGUGUGUCUGCCGGAGCCGUGCUUGCCACGCAGCAUCCCUGAGCCGAUCUGCAUCGGCGCUUGCCAUCCCUGGCAUGGGCUCUCCUGUCUGGGAUGGGGGCACGAGUGGACACGGACGGAGCUGAGCCUCUCCAUGCGAUGCCAGCACGGUGUCCAGGCUCCCGAGCCCUCACUGCGGGACGAGGACGUCACCCAGCUGCCCGCAGCGAGCCCCUGGCAGGUUCCCCGCCACCGGGCACGGCGAAGCCAGCUCAUUCCCCUGCCGUUUUCCCCUUUUCCUCCCCCUUGUUUGGCUUUUGGCAGCAGAGCCACGGUGGUGGCUGGGGCGCGCAGUGCCGGGGAAGGGCUGCCAAGCGCCAGCAGCCCCCCGGCCCCCCGUGCCAAGGCUGGUGGCUGGCAGAAGGGCUGCCUGUGCCUGGUGGGGCUCCGUCAGCUGCGGGAGGAUCCCUGCGCCGCGCUCGCUGCCAAUUUCCCUGCGAGCUGGCACCGUGAGCGGCUCCGGAGGCACCGGCGGAGAAGGCUGGGGAGGACGGAUUGUGAGAGGGAGAGAGGAAAAAAAACAACUAAUGGACACAUGCCAUCGCGGGAGCGGCGAGGCUGCCGCUGCCAAGGCGCCAGCAGGCAGCGAGGGGCCAAAACCCGCCACGGCGAAGAGAGGAGGGUCUGGCAGCCCGUCCUGGCGCGAGACACAUGGAGGACAGGCAGCGUGGCAGCGGCACGGCAUGGCCAAGGCAGGACGGGUGGCAGACGGUGGAGCCAGAGCGGAGAGAGGUCGGUGCAGGAGCAGCGCUGGAGCCAGCGGUGGACACCAGUGUGCCGGGAGCACUGUGGCUUCACAGCUCUGCUGGAAACCAUGUGAAGGCAAAGGACUCUGGCCAGGACCCCAGACAUCAAACCUGGCUGGCACCGGGGGAAGGAGCUGGCACUGAACCCAGGGAAAGAGAGAUGUUGGCAAUGCUGAGCCCCAGCAUCACCCAGCUCUUCCCUGCUGCUCUGCACCACUGAAGGACCCGGCCUGUUCCCAGCAGCACUCCUGUGCGCAGGGAUGUCCUCGCUGCACCAGCACCAUGAGGACAAACCUCCCUCAGGGUACCUGACCCCAGCACCCAUUGCCUGCCAUGGCAGGGGUCCCAGCAUCCAACUUUGAGGGCAUCAGCAUCUUCCUGGGAGUGGUGUGCAGUAAGGCAAGAGGAGCUGGCCUGUCCCAUCACAUCCUGUCCCAUGCUCAAGCAUCACUAGACAGACUGGUCCAUGCCUGGCUCUCACAGCCAGCCCAUGCAUCACGAAUCCAAGCUGGAGGAGCAGCUCUUCCCAUUCCUGCAUCAGAUACUGGGAUUAAACACAGCACCCUGCUUGUGAGGGACAGACCAUGCUGCAGCCUGGUCCACAAGCAUCCCAUAGAGAAGGAUUGGAAAAGGUGCCUCCAGCAGCUGAAUGGCACCACCGCAGCCCCUCCACCUCAUUCAAACCUCCUGGGGCCGCUAUUCAUGGGACCACAAAGCCCUUUGCCUGCCCCAUACUUCCCAUUGCAGGGCUGGGGCAGGAAUGCUCUCCGUGUUACAGAACGCUCCCCCCAUCUCCCGCUCUCCCCCGUUUUCCUCCGUAUUUCACAGUUCCUGCUUCCUGCACAAGGCAGGGGUCUCCAGGGACUCCAGCCAGAUGUUCUCUGCAGCACACCACAUUGCUUUCCUAAUGAAAUAUUCAUGGAGCCUCUCCGCCUUUUGCCAUGAAAGCCUUCUGCAGCUCCCAGCCAUGGAAACGCUGUGCAGGCAGCAUUCCUGCAAAGCCAUCCCCGCCGGGGUCCCGGCCCAUGCUUCCCGCUCAGCACCUUUCCGCUGCUCCUCCUUCCUCUUCCUCCUCCCGCAGGCAGUGCCGGAGCAGGGGCUUCAUCCCCUCUCUCCUUACAUUGCCAAGGGCACACGCAGAGCCAUGUGCUGGGGAUGCUGGUGUGCCCUCACGGCCAUCACCCACCCCAAGGCAGGGUCCGUGGAUGGC